CUUAGGAGAAAAAAGGGUUAAAAGACCCUAAGCGCAUGCGCCCAAACGGCGGCUUGGAAGCCAGUGGAUCCCGCUCUCGCCGCUCUACGCCCUCUCGCGGUAUUUCCUUCUCCCGCGGGAGUUAUUUGAACGCUCUGGCGGUAACCACGCCCCCGGACUGUCGGCUGUUGUGAGACUGGAGGCUGAGGCGUCUUUGUGGAGACCUCCGCCGUGGUCCGUCGAACCGGCUGCGCCGAAACGCUGAACAGGCUUCGUUCCUGCUGGGUCCCGGCGCCAUGGGGGCGGAGAAGAGGCUGCUGCCGAUUAAGGAGGCUUUCCAGCUGGCGCAGCAGCCGCACCAGAACCAGGCGAAGCUGGUGGUGGCGCUGAGCCGCACCUAUGGCUCGAUGGAUGACAAAACAGAUUUUCAUCAGGAGUUUGUUCAUUACCUUAAAUAUGCAAUGGUAGUCUAUAAACGAGAACCAGCUGUGGAGAGGAUAAUAGAAUUUGCAGCAAAGUUUGUUACUUCAUUUCACCAAUCAGAUAUGGAAGAUGAUGAGGAAGAGGAAGAUGGUGGCAUUUUAAAUUAUUUGUUUACUUUUCUAUUAAAGUCUCAUGAAGCAAACAGCAAUGCAGUUAGAUUUAGAGUGUGCCAGCUCAUAAAUAAGCUCUUGGGAAGUAUGCCAGAAAAUGCCCAGAUUGAUGAUGAUUUGUUUGAUAAAAUUAAUGAAGCCAUGCUGGUUAGAUUGAAAGAUAAAAUUCCAAAUGUAAGAAUACAGGCAGUUCUUGCGCUUUCACGCCUUCAGGAUCCCAAAGAUGAUGAAUGCCCUGUAGUUAAUGCAUAUGCUACUUUGAUUGAAAAUGAUUCAAAUCCAGAGGUUAGGCGGGCAGUGUUAUCAUGUAUUGCACCAUCAGCAAAGACUUUGCCAAAAAUUGUAGGCCGCACCAAAGAUGUGAAAGAGGCUGUCAGAAAACUGGCUUAUCAGGUUUUAGCUGAAAAGGUUCACAUGAGAGCUUUGUCCAUUGCUCAGAGGGUAAUGCUCCUUCAACAAGGUCUUAAUGACAGAUCAGAUGCUGUGAAACAAGCGACACAGAAGCAUCUUCUCCAAGGCUGGUUACGUUUCACUGAAGGAAAUAUGCUAGAGUUGCUUCAUCGGUUGGAUGUGGAGAAUUCUUCUGAAGCGGCAGUCUCUGUUCUCAAUGCCUUAUUUUCAGUGACUCCUCUUAAUGAACUAGCAGAAGUCUGUAAAAAUGAUGGCGGGAAAUUGAUUCCAGUGGAAACAUUAACUCCUGAAAUUGCUUUGUAUUGGCGUGUCCUUUGUGAAUAUUUGAAAUCAAAAGGAGAUGAAGGUGAAGAAGUUUUAGAGCAGAUUUUGCCAGAGCCUGUAGUAUAUGCAGAGUACUUACUGAGUUAUAUUCAGAGCAUUCCAGUUGUUAAUGAUGAACAGAGAGGUGAUUUUUCCUAUAUUGGCAAUUUGAUGACAAAAGAAUUCAUAGGUCAACAAUUGAUUCUAAUUAUCAAGUCUUUGGAUACCAGUGAAGAAGGAGGAAGGAAACGACUGCUGGCUAUUUUACAGGAGAUUCUUACUGUCCCCACUACCCCAGUAUCCCUAAUUUCUUUUCUUGUUGAGAGACUACUUCACAUCAUGACAGAUGAUAAUAAGAGAACACAGAUUGUUUCAGAAAUUAUCUCAGAGAUUCGGGCACCCAUUGUCACUGUUGGUGUUAAUAGUGAUCCAGCUGAUGCAAGAAAGAAAGAACUCAAGAUGGCUGAAAUAAAAGUUAAACUUAUUGAGGCAAAAGAAGCUUUGGAAAAUUGCAUUACCUUGCAGGAUUUUAAUCAAGCAUCGAAAUUAAAAGAAGAAAUAAAAGCAUUAGAAGAUGCCAAAAUAACCCUAUUGAAAGAGACAGAGCAACUUGAAAUGAAAGAAGUCCAUGUAGAAAAGAAUGAUGCCGAAACACUGCAGAAGUGUCUUGUUUUGUGUUAUGAACUCUUGAAGCAGAUGUCCAUAUCAACAGGUAUAGGUGCAACUAUGAAUGGCAUCAUUGAAUCUUUGAUUCUUCCUGGAAUAAUAAGUGUUCAUCCUAUAGUAAGAAAUCUGGCUGUUUUGUGCUUAGGAUGCUGCGGACUGCAGAAUCAGGAUUUUGCAAGUAAACACUUUGUAUUACUACUGCAGGUUUUGCAAAUUGAUGAUGUGACAAUAAAAAUAAGUGCUUUAAAGGCAAUCUUUGACCAGCUGAUGACAUUUGGAUUUGAACCAUUUAAAACUAAAAAAAUCAAAUCCCUUCAAAGUGAAGGUGAAGAAAUAAACACUGAUGAAGAGCAAGAGUCAAAAGAAUCUGAAGAAGAGGCUGCUACAGCCAAGAAUGUUCUGAAACUACUAUCCGAUUUCCUAGAUAGUGAGGUGUCUGAACUCAGGACAGGAGCUGCAGAAGGACUGGCCAAGCUGAUGUUCUCUGGGCUCUUGGUCAGCAGCAGGAUUCUUUCUCGGCUUGUCUUGUUGUGGUAUAAUCCUGUGACUGAAGAGGAUGUUCGACUUCGACAUUGCCUUGGCGUGUUCUUUCCCCUCUUUGCGUAUGCAAGCAGGAAUAACCAGGAAUGUUUUGAAGAAGCCUUUCUUCCAACUCUACAAACACUGGCCAGUGCCCCUGGCUCUUCUCCUUUAGCUGAAAUAGAUAUCACUAAUGUUGCCGAGUUACUUGUAGAUUUGACGAGACCAAGUGGAUUAAAUCCUAAAGCCAAGGAUUCCCAAGAUUAUCAGGCCUUAACAGUUCAUGACAAUCUGGCUAUAAAAAUUUGCAAUGAGAUCCUGUCAUGUCCAUGUUCACCAGAAGUUCGGGUCUAUACUAAAGCCUUGAGUUCGUUAGAGCUCAGUAGUGAUCUUGCUAAUAAAGAUCUUCUGGUUCUGUUGAAUGAGAUUCUAGAGCAAGUAAAAGACAGAACGUGCCUGAGAGCUUUGGAGAAAAUCAAGAUUCAGUUGGAAAAAGGAAAUAAAGAAAAUGGUGACCAAGCUGUAGCAGCGCAGGAUGACGGCACAGUCACGACUCUUUUUCAAAGUGAAGAAAAGAAUAAAGAAGUGUAUAUAACUCCUGUCAAAGAUGUAAAGGUAACCCGAAUGAAAUCCACUCAGAAGCAGACUAACAGAGGACGAAGAACAGUGACAGCUUCAGCUAGAAUGAGCAGGAGACGUCAGACUGAGGCUGAGGCUGACUCUGAAAGUGAUCAUGAAGUUCCAGAGCCAGAAUCAGAAAUGAAGAUGAGAUUACCAAGACGAGCCAAAACAGCAGCACUAGAAAAAAGUAAACUUAACCUUGCACAAUUUCUCAAUGAAUAGGUGAUAGAGAUGGAGUCCUUUGAAAAAUGUCCAUGAAGACUAUGUUCAGUUCUUUCCUUUAAUAAAGUUACCCUUGUAUGAAAA
Phacochoerus africanus (Common warthog) is the source of this 3398-nucleotide messenger RNA. It is a transcript of the gene NCAPG, whose product is annotated as non-SMC condensin I complex subunit G. NCBI's taxonomy places the organism in Eukaryota, Metazoa, Chordata, Mammalia, Artiodactyla, Suidae. Gene Ontology annotation, cellular component: condensin complex; cytoplasm; condensed chromosome. The record is from RefSeq and is a predicted model, not a curated record. Gene Ontology annotation, biological process: mitotic chromosome condensation. Bases 276 to 3314 code for a protein of 1012 amino acids. The transcript is spliced from 21 exons.